Molecule: messenger RNA, 1633 nt
Organism: Acanthopagrus latus (yellowfin seabream)
Lineage: Eukaryota; Metazoa; Chordata; Actinopteri; Spariformes; Sparidae
Product: GTP-binding protein Rhes-like
Exons: 1
Coding region: 194-820 (208 amino acids)
Molecular function (GO): GTP binding; GTPase activity
Source: RefSeq, a predicted model, not a curated record
UGUGGAAUCAGACAGAGGAGCAACCAAUAAGUACGUCUAAGAGGCUUUGACAGAGAGCUGCUGAAUUUUGAGGAAAACUACUUAGAACAGUCAGUCAGUUUGAGGUUACAUUUGCACAAGAUUUUCUGGCAACUGAAGCAGCUGUUGGUGUGUUUUCUUUGCUCAUUUUGGCCCAAAGAAAGAAAAAGCCACUAUGUCUCUGGAGGUGAAGGAGAAGACCCAGGUGCGUCUAGUGUUUUUGGGGGCAGCAGGAGUGGGCAAGACGGCCCUGAUCCAACGCUUCCUCCAAGACACGUUUGAGCCCAAACACCGGCGCACAGUGGAAGAGAUGCACAGCAAGGAGUAUGACAUCGGCGGGGUCAAGAUCACGAUUGAGAUCCUGGACACCAGUGGGAGCUACUCCUUCCCAGCAAUGCGCAAGCUCUCCAUUCAAAACAGCGACGCCUUCGCACUGGUGUACGCCGUGGACGACCCGGAGUCUCUGGAGGCUGUCAAGAGCCUCCGAGAUGAGAUCCUGGAGAUCAAGGAGGACAAGUACACACCCAUUGUGGUGGUGGGGAACAAGGCGGACAGGGAGGAGGCGCGUCAGGUGUCCAAUGAUGAUGUGCUGUCAACCGUAGAGAUGGACUGGAACAACAGUUACCUGGAAGCUUCGGCAAAGGAGAACGCCAACGUGGUGGAGGUGUUCAAGGAGCUCCUGCAGCAAGCAAACCUUCCCAGCCGGCUCAGCCCAGCGCUGCGCAGACGCAGGGAAACCUUUCCGAAAGACACCAACUUCCGUCCGCCCAUGAACAAGACCAACAGCUGUAUUCUGUCAUAAUGGUGGAAGGAGGAGGGGAAGUUUUACUUUCAUAAAUUGACAAGAGAUGGGAGCAUGGAAGGUCUGCUGUGCUGCUGGACACAGAGAGAGUUUAAGAGGAAAGCCUGACUGACUUCAGACGGCGGGGGUGUGAAGUGAAGAAGCUGCUUGACUGAGAUAAGUGAUUCUGGACUCACAAAGACUCCUCAUGGUUCACAACUGAGAGGAGGAAAGACUGUAGAGGUGAAAUGUAUUGAGACUGAACUUGAACAGCCUGCCAGUGGAAAGAGGGAAGAUGCAUUAAUUACUCAGUUGUUUACUUAAUGUAUUGUUGUUGCUGCUUUUUUGGUGACAUGCUGCUGGUGUUUGGAUCAAUGUAUAGCGUUUGGAUUUUUAAUUGAAAUGUUUCACCUGCAUCAAGAUAUUAAGACUGUUCCUCACAGAUUGUUUACUGAAAUAAAGUGUGUAUGUACAUAUGUUGUGAAAUGUGCAAGUUAUGUCUCAUGUAAAAACUUUUUUAAUUUAUCAAUUCAUCUGUAGCACAUCAUAAUGUUUACAAUUUUUGUAUUCAAUUCAAAUUUUUCAUUAAGCAUGCUUCAUCUUUGUUUUUAAUAAUAUGUGGUGAAAUGCAAAUGUUAACUGUAAAUGCACUUUUCAUUUUGAGUAGACCAUUCAAAAUGAUGUCUGGGUUGUUUUUAUUAAUUCAGAUUGUUUUUUUUUAAUUUAUUUUAUAUGGCAUAUUCUCACAAACCUUAUCAUUCUGUUGUUUAUUUGACAAAUGUAAGUGGAAUGUGGAUCUCAAUGUGUAAUAAACAGAUAUGAGCACAAAAAGAU